CAGUUAAAUGUAUAAGAGCACAUAUCUGACCAAGUCAAACCUUAAACAGUAAACUUCAUAUAGAAUGAACGCUUAAAUUAUAACUCAGAUAUCUCAAAUAAUGAAAGUUCCCUAACUGAUCUGAGUUUUAGUUAUGUGAUGCAUACCUUGUUCUCCAUGUCUACCCCUCAUCCACCAUUUAAAAAAAAAAAGGAAUUUCUAUGGAUCUCCCUCUAGGUUUAUAAUUAAGAACAGGGAUUGUUUGUCCUUGCAUUUGUAGUUUGCUCAUUGCUCAAUUCCCCUGUUUCCUGCAGGAGUCUUACAUUUAUUGCCUCUUCAUGGGGACUCCAAAGGAGGUGUACAAUACCUUAGAGGAGAAGUUGAAGAGGACUGUUUUUCUUGACAACCUCUCACCACAUGUUACUGCUGCUGUAUUAAAAUCUGCCCUGGGGCAGUUUGUGAAUGUCAUUGAGGUGCAGUUCAUUCCAAACUACAUGGGACCAAGCAACAUCCCACGGUGUGCCUUGGUGGAGUUGGAAACUGUAAAACAAGCCCAAAGCAUUGUUGAGGAGAUGACCAAUUACCCCUUCAUGAUGUCUGGGAUGCCAAGACCUGUGAGAGCAUGUGUUACUCAAAAAGAGAUGUUUGAUCGCCCCAAAAAAUCAGGUCUAGAUAUUCGGUGUCGUUGGGCGGAUCCUAUGGACCCAAACUUUGAGGUGGCAACAAAGGAGAAGGAUCUGAUCAAGAAACAUCAAGCAGAAGCUUCUCUGUUGAAGAAGGUAAAACUGUGUAUUCCCAUGCAUUCCAGGUUUCUUACAAUGAAAAACCAUGUUUUUCUUUUGCAGCUGGAACUGGAAGAAGAAGAGAAGCUAAUGAAGCAUCAGUAUGAGGUUCUUCAAGCGAACUACAAGAAAUUUGAGAUGAUUGAUAGUGUUGUAGCUGAUAAGACUCUCACUUGCCUUGCUUCUCGGUAUGGCAUGAGAAUGAAAGACGAUUGAUGCGAACCCAUCUCUUGCUUCCUCUGUAAAUAAUAGAAAACUGUACAAUCUCACAUUUAUAAUUAGCAAGCUUCUUCAACAUACAACCACACUGUUUGUAACUUGAGGAUGGCCAUGGCCAAGGACUAGUUUGUUGCUUCCCUCAUAUUUUGUAAGAUUGCCAUGGCACAGAGUUUGAUAUGGUUAUGUGGCUUAAUCCAUUUCCUUGCUGGUUUAAACUGAACA
This is a messenger RNA of Telopea speciosissima, 1202 nucleotides long. RefSeq lists its product as uncharacterized. Lineage: Eukaryota; Viridiplantae; Streptophyta; Magnoliopsida; Proteales; Proteaceae. Gene Ontology annotation, molecular function: RNA binding. The transcript is spliced from 3 exons. The coding region runs from base 318 to 977 and encodes 219 amino acids. The record is from RefSeq and is a predicted model, not a curated record.